Nicrophorus vespilloides is the source of this 5668-nucleotide messenger RNA. RefSeq lists its product as uncharacterized. The record is from RefSeq and is a predicted model, not a curated record. The coding region runs from base 110 to 3283 and encodes 1057 amino acids. The transcript is spliced from 2 exons. Lineage: Eukaryota; Metazoa; Arthropoda; Insecta; Coleoptera; Silphidae.
GUAGCUAGGCCGCGCUAGUGUCGUUAGGUGCUCACAAUGAACAAAUUCUAAAUCGACGCCGUCGGUCUUUGGACCUUUUGGUAGUGUUGCAUGUCGCCUACAAAACGAGAUGAUGACAUCGGUCACGUUGCCCUCCAAUUCCGGCCCAAUGCACGGUGCUUUCACGCCGACCGUACCAGAAGACCCGCCGAUGAGUGGACACGACUUCGAGGUCCCGAGACCUGCUAAACGUUGCCUGGCUACAACCCUAUCAGACAAUUGUAAGAAGCGAAGGAAACAAUCCACACCAGUAAGGAUCUCGGCAUCCGACUCGUCUCCAGAAGGUAAGCCUGUGCCGUCCCCAGAACCGGAGUCGCGCUGUCCUAUUUGCCAAGUGGUGUUUGCGACCCAAGAUCUCUUGCAAAGCCACAUGUCUUCGGAGCACUCAAACUUCGAAUGUAAAAGAGAACCAUGCGAUUCGCCGAAUCUCGACUCCCUCGACAACCAGGAUACGUCAGCAACACCAGAACAACUGAUCACCAAGCCGGACAUCCCCUGGAUCUCAGAGAUCCCCGGCAAGGAAUGGAUGAGUCCCAACCUUCUACCGUUUCCAACCACGAAUCAUAUGUUCAUGGGUCUACCACAGUUCACGCAGCCGGACGCGUUGCCUCCCCGGCAACCAAUUCGAAUAUUUAACCCGGACGCCUACUGUGAAUUGUGUAACAAGGAGUUUUGCAACAAGUACUUUUUGAAAACACACAAAGCCAACAAGCACGGCAUCUACACCGAUCCGCCGGCAGAGACGGCCGGUUUGGGCUCCUCCGUCAGCAUUCCUUCAUACGUGACCAACAUGAAAAUACCGAAUUCCGUGCCAAGCGUCGACAUUUCUUCUGUCAAGAUCGAGCCAAAACCCCAGCUGCUGCAAUCCUAUCCCGACCUCUUUCCAAAUCCGUUUACCAACAAGCUAUUCCCGAAGAUUGGAAAGUCCGUGUUCGAAAUGGAAAACCCGGAAAACGGAUCGACGAACGACGCCGUUUCAGCGAACGACCAAGAAGAAUCUCCGAGCCCCAGGGCUCCCCAAUCGGAACCACCUACCUCAAUGAAACAGGAAAUCUCGGACCAAGAGGGUAUGUUCUAUGCAUCCCCCAGUAAAACUUCGCCCGGACAGCAGUCCCGUGAGCUGGAUCUUUCGAACCGACUGCGCCGCAUCGGCGUGAUGAAUCCAAAAGCAUUUUGCGAGAUCUGCUGCAAGGAGUACUGUAACAAAUAUUUUUUGCGAACCCACAAAAUGAAACGCCACGGGAUUUACAUUCCCGACGACAGAGACAAAGAUAUGAAGAUAGACUCCAUGGGAGUGCAUUACGUGCAAACGAGUCCGUUGAACUUGAUCAUGGCAGAACAGCAAGCCACCAACAGCUCUAUAGACCGUAAAACGUCAUCCCCUUCAGACAUUAGUUGUGAGAUAUGCGGAAUCAAAUUCCAAAAUAUGAGCCUAUUCCAAUUGCAUAACGUGAGCGUCCAUUCGAAAUUGCCAACCACCAGCCAAGAAGCCACGAACGACGAUAAGAAACAGUCAGACCAUUUCGACAAAGCUGGAAACUCGGCAGACAGCAUCAGCGAAGACCUGCAAAAGCUGCAAACGAUGAUCCUCCAAUUAAACGAUUUAGAUGUGAGCAAAGCAAACAGCACAUGUACUACAUGCAAUAAAGAGUUUGAAAAUCGUUAUUAUUUGCAUGCUCACAUGAUGACCGAACAUGGAUUAUUACUGGAAGAUAAUGGAGAUACUGAGAAAUCGGGAGAAGCCGGAGAUGCCGCAAAUAUCAACAACAAUACUAUGUGUGAUUUGUGCGGAAAGGAUUUCCAGAACUACGAUGACAUGAAGAAGCACAUUAUAGAAUCGCAUGGCGCUCCUGUUCAACCGAGCGAGACUAAAGAGCAAGACUUUAACAAUGGCCCGACAACAUCUGAGAAGGGUCCAAUCCGUACACCUGUAACGAGCACCCCAGUGAUCGAACGUCGCGCGACAAUGAACCUGACACCAACAAGUAGCUAUUGUGAGAUUUGCAACAAAGAACUUUGCAAUAAAUACUUUAUGAAGACGCAUAUGCAACGCAUGCACGGAAUCGAGAUCGAGAACGGUGCUCAGAUCGGCGGAGUUAUUUGUGACAUAUGUAAUAAAGAGUUGUGCAGCAAAUACUUCCUUCGUGUUCACAAACAUAAUACCCAUGGCAUUGUAGAAUACGGAUCAGGCCUUAUGCAGCCUAGAAAAGGCGAAGAAGCGGCUCCUCCGAUGCCAGUCGAACCAGACAACGCCUUAAAGCCUACCGAUUUGGCGGAUCUUAGUCACAGAUAUUUUACGCAUUUUACAGAAGUCUGCACGAUUUGCAGCCGCAGGUUUAGAAGUACCAAGUGGCUGAAGGCCCACCUGCUGAGCGACCACGGUCAGGCCGGUGCCGAGAAAUGGGCCGAAAUGGAGCAGCAACUUCAACACACUAUGAACCAACCAAACAAAUCCUCUACGUCUACAAUGAAGAUGCCUCAGGGAGAGAGAAUAAGUCCAACAUUGAAGAUACCCACUAGCGUAGAAUCAAGUAAUCAACAGCAGAAGAUGGGUUUGCAGAACGUGCUAUCGAGUAUUUUGGGUGCAGACACCGAGUCCACAUCGAAGACCUACCAUUGUUCUUAUUGUCCAUUCACCACUCCGGUCCUGCCGUUCCUGUUCGUCCACGAAAGAUCCCAUUCACUCCAAAGUGUAGACGGAGAACUAAAGUGCCCAGUUUGUUCCCAAACUUUCCCACAACCAGAACUUCUUCAACAUCAUAUAUUUACGCAACACCCGUUCCUUCCACUGCCACCAUUCUUCAACGGUAACACGGAAUCGCAGGGAGAAAUUUCCAAGGAGCCUUCGGAGAGUGCAGAAGAAAACGAAGACGGUGGAUCGCUUUCAGACAUGAGCAAGCAACAACCUCAACAACAACAUCAGCAACAACAGCAUAUGAAGAUCAAAAGUAAAGUGGGUGGUGUGAAGCGUAAGCAGUUUAUUCGUCCUGACGGAAUGCCAGCAGAUAUGGAUCAGGUGCUGAAGGAAUCGGCUAAGAAGUUGCAGCUGCCAGCCACUUACGCUAUACCUCAGCCGAACGGAGAUGAUGCCAACUAUGUUAUGCAAGCAUUUCUGGUAGAGGAAAAUACCGCCACUGAACACACCAACAACAUCCGCAAGUUCGUUCCAUCGGUAGUGUUCUUGCCGGUGUCGCAGAAGAUGUCCUCUCCGGUGACGGCGACAUUCACUCUCACCCCGGCCUAAUCCGUUACGAUACAUAGUUUGCAUAAUAGAUGUUAAAAUAUUUUUUUAAGAACAUUACGGCGAUAGCUACACCUGUGAUUUUUAUUAUUAUUUUACUUAAAUUAAUAUAAAAUCUAUUAUAUAAGCGAAUUCCUAUAUUUGCAAAAAUGACCUCGUAUAUUAUGGGGAACAUAUGAGCACACAUAUUUUUUAUGCAAAUACCGGAAAGACUGAGUGAAAUUUUAUAUAGUCUGUUAAUUUUCACAUUAUAAAAAAAUUGAAGGGAAAAUGAUGAUUAUGAUGAUGAUUAGGAGGAUGCGAGGAGUAUGAAGUGGUGGAGGAUGAUAAUCAGGAGACGAAGAAUAAAAGAAAAACGCAAAAAAAAAUAUAAAAAUACAAAUAUCGAGAUAUACUAUGAUGUUUUGUACGAUAGAAAGCUUUAGGUGAUGUUUAUGAAGUUCCUAUUUUAUCUCUCGAUAUAUUAACUAUUCGUUCACAAAAAAAUAUAUGUAUUGAGUUGUUAGAUGUAGCUUGCUCAAAAGUCAGUUAACGUUCCGCAUGCCCAGUCCACGCAACUCAGGGUUAACUGAAACGAGUACAAUCAGAUCUCGGCGACGUCGCAACGCCACGUUUGGCCCUCGUCGGCGUCGCUUUCCUGUCUCGAGUUCCUGAAUAGAGUAUAGGAUUAUUAUAUCAACGGUACCUCAGUAAUGUCGGCAAACCGACGGCCCGGCUACAGAAGCACAACCAGGAUAUGGAUGCAUCGGCAAUUGGAUAUCAGGACGACGAAGGAUUAUAUUGGUUGGCUAUGCAAAAAAAAAAGGAUAAACGGAUGAAAGCAAGGAAAGAAGGAAUACGCAGCACAUUGAAGGGGUUGACAAUUUACGGGUAAUCUUCAAUCGGAGCGGAAGGGGGUUGUUUGUUGCCUUAGCCUGGCCGUAUAUUUGUCGCCGAAUCUGCCUUGGGAAUUAUCAUCUCUCGGCAACAUUUAUAUUUAUAACAUAUACAUAUAAACAUAUAUAAAAAAAAAUAUAUAUUAUAUUUGAAUAUACAUCUAACAGUCCUUCGGUCCGGCUCGACCGUUGGCUCAGGCCGUCUUCCACUCGCCGGAGUUCUGGAUUUCCGCCGGAAGCGGCUGUUGACAAACAAAAUCGGUAUGUAAACAAAAAAAAAAUGUUUUCUUGUUGUAUAGUACAAAGUGACUACCUUUGCUAAUUACUAGUUAUAAUACUAUAAGCUGUGUGCCUUCAGUAAUUGCAAAUGACCUGCUAUUUCAUAAUGUAACAGCCUGGGUGCUACGAAAUAUUAUAAAAUAUGAUAUAUCUAUGUUGUAUGGUACAAAAAAAAACGAAGAGAAUUUUAUUAGAAACUGUUAAAAGCCGCGCGUUGCGUUCGCAUGCAAAUUUCUGCGACCCCCAUGCAUAAUAUUUAUUUAUUUUUUUUUUCGUUCGGUUAUAUUCAUUCCUCUGUCUCUCCCACAAUAGAAUUCAUUACGCUGACGUAAGCUCUGCAUUUUUACGGCAUGCAAAUCGUUCCCGUCGAUUUCUUUACAAUUCUCCAUAUUUUGCCCCAUUGUGCGACCCCCUUUUUUUUCCCAAAUUUUGUAAACAGCUGGCCUGGCGCGUGCACCUCCCCCAUUCAAAAACUACCCCAAAACGUACAAUAUUUUUUUUUCACCCAAUCCACCUUUCUCUCUCUCUUAAAUAUAUGCAUCUGUUCAAUUCUUCAUACAAUUGCAUAUUUAAUAAGCCAACAAAUCUCAGGUUUAACGUAAAUCUUCCAUUACAUUUAAAAAGCUGAAUGUUGUAUAUAUAGCGCGUACGCUCCUGCAGGGUAUCGAAUUACGAGUAUGCAAAUUAGAUCCUUUAUAUAUAUUUUUGUGUGUCCUUGUUUCCAUCCCCCUACCCCUUGGUCAAUCCUCGUUUUUCGCAAAGUACCACCCCAGCUAAUAAAAAUGCAUAAAAAUUACGGAAUCGGGCGUAAAAUCAAUUGCAUCCAUUGUGGGGGACAGAAAUUUGAAUACGAACGACGCGCGAGGCCCGUCGAGCACAAUUGAGCUAUACUUGUGUAACAAUACGUGAAUAAUUUAUGUGCGAGCGAUAAUAUUCCAAUAGAAUAAAAGGAAAAAUAUGAUGAAAUAGAAGAAAAAAAGAUGAUGAUGAAAACGGGAAUAACUUGAUGAGAACGGAUGCAGGCGAACCAGGAUGAUAGUAUUACGCAAUGCGACCCCGUCGCGGUGCCGGACCGUCCCUCCGGGUCCACAAGAAUGUUAAUAUUAUUGUAUUUUGUUGCGCAUAUUUGGGCGGGACAGGGCUGGCUACAUUGUGAAGGCGAGGGUCCAGAUAUUUAAUUGAAAUUAAAAAAAAAAAACAAACAAAACUAGAUUGAUGAAAAGAUGAAAAUGUU